AUGGCCUGCAAAACUUCUGCUACAGCUUCCAUGCUCCAAUCUCCCUCAUUUAGUUCACAACAUGGAUUAGUUGAUUCAGCUAUAUCCUCCAUCAUCAACUCUAGUGCUCGUUAUUACAACCCUAAUAAUGCUCUAAACUUAUCUACACACCAAGUUUCAAGACCGCAACAAUUCUACUUCCCCAACUCAUCCAUUUCAACCUUGAAUUCUCACCCCACAAUCACUUUAGACCUUACAACACCUCCAACUUCUUCCUCAAACUCAAGCUUCACUUGCAUGCCAAAAUACUCAUCAACAAACCUUAACUUUUCCUCAGGUUUCUCUCCUCUACAUUCUCAGCAUUCUUUCCCUAAUCCCAUUGUUGCUGCAACUGAGGCAAUAAUCAGAAGCAACCCAAAAUUUCAAUCAGCACUAGCAACUGCUCUCACAACAUAUGUUGGCAAUGAAGCUAGUAGUGGUAGGACAAGAGAAAAUCAUGUUCUUGAGAGUGCAGAACUAAUGAAGUUAAAGUUGCUACGUAGUGAAAAUAGUAUAGGAAAUUCAAGAAACUUCGAGCUGAGAAGUUGGAGCGAUGAAGUUGAAGAGGUGAGGUCAAUGCCAAAGAAAGGAGCUUCAAUGGAAGAAGGGGUAGGGCUUCAAUGUCAAAGAGCUGAGGUCAAUGUCAAAGAAAGGAGCAAGCAGAAAGGUGUAGGGUUCACAGCAAGGAGAAAGCAAGCAGAAAGCUCUAGGGUUCACAGCAAGGAGAAAGCUAGCAGAGGUACGUACAGCCACGAGGUUUCUAUGCUUGUUUUUGGUAAGCUUUGUGUUGUUGCUCGUGUGGUUCGUGCCUUUGAUGAUCUUGUAUUUGACGUACAUGGUGAGAAAAUGGAUAGGAGGUGGCCCCGUGUCUUUGGAAACUUCAUGGAUAUGCGUACCUAG
Messenger RNA from Glycine soja, 918 nucleotides. RefSeq lists its product as uncharacterized. Lineage: Eukaryota; Viridiplantae; Streptophyta; Magnoliopsida; Fabales; Fabaceae. The transcript is spliced from 3 exons. The coding region runs from base 1 to 918 and encodes 305 amino acids. The record is from RefSeq and is a predicted model, not a curated record.